Trichechus manatus latirostris (Florida manatee) is the source of this 2183-nucleotide messenger RNA. RefSeq names its product WD repeat domain 46 (gene WDR46). Gene Ontology annotation, biological process: maturation of SSU-rRNA from tricistronic rRNA transcript (SSU-rRNA, 5.8S rRNA, LSU-rRNA). Gene Ontology annotation, cellular component: 90S preribosome; small-subunit processome; nucleolus. Gene Ontology annotation, molecular function: protein binding. The record is from RefSeq and is a predicted model, not a curated record. The transcript is spliced from 15 exons. Bases 149 to 2014 code for a protein of 621 amino acids. NCBI's taxonomy places the organism in Eukaryota, Metazoa, Chordata, Mammalia, Sirenia, Trichechidae.
GAGUACCCCGCCCAUCAAAGGAGAGCUUACCCUCACUCAAGAUGGUGCCUGGAAGACUUCAGACCUGGAACGGCGCUGAUUGGGUGAGGAUAAGAGGACUUCCGGGUGUUCCUAAGCUGACUGUGGGACCGCUGAGAGGAGUUGGCACAUGGAUCAUCAACUGGUGGGCUUGAUGGAGACUGCCCCCAAGCCGGGUGGGGAUGUCCCGCAUAAGAAGAACAAACUUCAGUCCAAGAGGAAGAAACCUCGGCGAUACUGGGAGGAAGAAGAGACCUCUCCGACCGCUGCCGGAGCCUCCCCAGGACCCUCUCGUAGCAAGAAGAGGAAGCAGGAGCUCCGUCCCCGAAGACCAAAGAACACUCAUAUCCAAAAGAAGUCUAGAAUCUCCAAGAAGCCCCAGGUUCCGAGAAAGUCCGGAGAACGGAGAAAUUUGGUGCCCCAGCGGACCUUGUCUGGAGCCCAGGACCCAUUCCCAGGCCCCGCCCCAGUCCCUGUGGAGGCGGCCCUGAAGUUCCGUCGCAUUGACAAAUCCAAAAAGCUGUUACAUUCUAAGUCCAAAACCCGAAGCAGACUUGAAGUGGCUGAUGCUGAGGAAGAAGAAACCAGUGUCAGAGCUGCUCGUUCUGAGCUGCUGCUUGCUGAAGAACCUGGGUUUUUGGAAGGGGACGAUGGGGAGGACACAGCAAAGAUACGUCAGGCUGACAUCGUGGAGGCUGUGGACAUUGCCAGUGCAGCCAAGCACUUUGACUUGAAUCUACGGCAGUUUGGGCCCUACAGGCUGAAUUACUCUCGAACUGGGAGACACUUGGCUUUUGGAGGGCGUCGGGGUCAUGUUGCUGCCCUUGACUGGGUGACAAAAAAGCUGAUGUGCGAGAUCAACGUCAUAGAAGCUGUGCGGGACAUCCGGUUUCUGCACUCAGAGGCAUUGCUUUCUGUCGCUCAGAACCGAUGGCUUCACAUCUAUGACAACCAAGGCAUCGAACUCCACUGCAUCCGCCGCUGUGAUCGCAUCACGCGGCUUGAGUUCCUGCCCUUCCACUUCCUCCUGGCCACAGCUUCAGAGACUGGGUUCCUGACCUACCUGGAUGUGUCAGUGGGGAAGAUUGUGACAGCUCUAAAUGCUCGGGCUGGACGCCUUGAUGUCAUGACUCAAAACCCUUACAAUGCCGUCAUCCAUCUCGGACACAGCAAUGGUACUGUGUCUUUAUGGAGUCCAGCUGUGAAAGAGCCUCUGGCUAAGAUUCUCUGUCACCGUGGUGGGGUCCGGGCUGUGGCAGUAGAUUCUACAGGCACGUACAUGGCCACUUCUGGCCUGGACCACCAGCUGAAGAUCUUUGACCUUCGAGGGAUGUUCCAGCCUCUGAGUGCUCGGACCCUGCCCCAGGGAGCGGGGCACCUGGCCUUCUCCCAGCGGGGACUGCUGGCUGCAGGAAUGGGCGAUGUGGUCAACAUAUGGGCAGGGCAGGGCAAGGGCAGCCCACCCUCUCUGGAGCAGCCCUACCUCACCCACCGGCUCUCAGGCCACGUGCACGGCCUUCAGUUCUGCCCCUUCGAAGACGUGCUGGGGGUGGGGCACAACGGGGGCAUCACCAGCAUGCUGGUUCCUGGGGCUGCUGAGCCCAACUUUGAUGGCCUGGAGAAUAACCCAUACAGGAGCCGGAAGCAGCGCCAGGAGUGGGAGGUGAAGGCCCUGCUGGAGAAGGUACCUGCAGAGCUCAUUUGUCUGGACCCACGGGCCCUGGCGGAGGUCGAUGUUGUCACUUUGGAACAGGAAAAGAAGGAGCGGAUAGAGAGGCUGGGCUACGACCCUGAGGCCAAGGCUCCCUUCCAGCCAAAGCCGAAGCAGAAGGGCCGCAGCUCCACGGCCAGCCUGGUAAAGAGGAAGAGGAAGGUCAUGGACAAGGAGCACAGGGACAAGGUCCGGCAGAGCCUAGAGCAGCAGCAGCAUGACCAAGAGAAGAAGACCAAGCCCACAGGGACCCGGCCAUCUGCCCUUGACAGAUUUGUGCGCUGAUCCUGGCACCAGGGUGGCUUGGAACAACAGACUCUUCCCAAGUCGUCUAUGGGGAAAUGACCUUGUUCCCUGGAAUGAAGAGGGGGCAGCAGUGUGCCCCUUUUCCAACUGGGUAGCCAGCUGCCUCCUGGGGUGGGUUGGUAUUAAAGAGGAAGGUGAUUUUUUGGAA